This is a messenger RNA of Lampris incognitus (smalleye Pacific opah), 3063 nucleotides long. Its product is annotated as serrate RNA effector molecule homolog. The coding region runs from base 87 to 2648 and encodes 853 amino acids. The record is from RefSeq and is a predicted model, not a curated record. Gene Ontology annotation, cellular component: nuclear body. NCBI's taxonomy places the organism in Eukaryota, Metazoa, Chordata, Actinopteri, Lampriformes, Lampridae. The transcript is spliced from 22 exons. Gene Ontology annotation, biological process: mRNA processing; primary miRNA processing.
GUGCGCUCGGGCUAACGGCGGGCUAUGCGGUGUGAGCCGAGACGCCGUUGACAAACUAAGCACUCAGCCAGCACAGCCUCCGACAAAUGGGAGACAGCGAUGAUGAGUUUGACAGGAGGAGGCGGGACAAGUUCCGGAGAGAGAGAAGUGACAUGGAGCGCUCCAGAGAAAGAGAGGACAGGAGGAGAGAUGACUGGGAGUGGGAACGGGGCAGAGAAAGGAGGCGGGAUUAUGAACGCGGUCGAAGAGAGAGAUUCUCCCCACCGAGGCACAUCAGCCCCCAACACAAGCGCAUGAGGAGGGACUGGGAUGACCACCGAGGGGAGCCCUACCGUGGUGGCUAUGACAUGCCAUAUGGUGGGGGUGGGCCUCCUUUUGCGGGGGUGGGCCCUGGGGGGCAUCAGGGCUGGCACCCAGACCUGCCACACAUGCACCCGCACCAUGGUGGUCAUCCCCUACAGGCCAGACUUGGGAUGGUAGACCCAGACAUCCCCCCUCCCGGCCCCCCCACCAUGAGAAGCUUCAAGGAUUUCUUGCUCAGUAUGGAGGACAGUGUAGAUGAAACAGAAGCAGUAAAGAGAUAUAACCAGUACAAACUGGACUUCAGACGACAGCAACUACAAGACUUCUUCCUGGCCCACAAAGACCAGGAGUGGUUUCGUUCAAAGUACCACCCUGAUGAGAUCGUGUUGAGGAAAGCAGAGUCUCUGUCUGCCCUGAAGACCCGAUUGGGUGUCUUCCUCUUCCUGAUGGAAAAUGGCUGGCUAGAAAAUGUGUCACUUGACAUGGACCAUGCCCCUGCCAUCAUCAAACUACUGGAUGCAGCUGUCAUUAAGAUGGAGGGGGGUACGGACCAUGAUCUGCAGGUGUUGGAGUUGCCCUCUGCUACCACGGUGACAGGUGGGGAGAGGGGAGGAGUGGGGGACAGGGUGGAGGGAGGUGCGAGUGGAGGAACUGGUCCGACUGUUACUGGUUCUACUGGGACCAGUACUGAAGAAGCAGCUGGUGAAGGUAGCAGUAAGAAAGAUCCAGAAAAGGAGCCCGCAGACGAGGCAAAGCAAAAUGGAGAAAGGGAGGAGGAGGAAGCAGAGAGAGAAGAGGAGAAAGUAACUAAGAAGGGCAGGAAGAGGAAACGCAGCAUGUCAGCUGACAGUGGAGAGGGGAGUGGCUCGGAGUCUGACUCCUCACACUCUGAUGGAGAGAAAGAUGAAGAUGAGGAGAAAGAAGAGGAGGAGGAGGAAGGAGAAGAAGAGGGAGGACAACGCAGGAAGGAGCGUCAAAAGGAGAGGGAGAAGGAGGAAGCUCCUCAGCCUCGGCCUCUUCACCUCACCACAUCCCUCUUCAUGAGGAGCAUUGCUCCUGACAUCAGCAAGGAGGAGAUUAUCGCUUUGUGUCGCAGGUAUCCAGGCUUCCUGCGGGUGGCGCUGUCUGACCCCCAGCCUGAGAGGAGGUUCUUCAGGCGUUGCUGGGUCACCUUCGACCGCAGUGUAAACAUCAAGGAGACAUGUUGGACCCUUCAGAAUAUCAGGCUCAGGGACUGUGAUCUGUCUCCAGUAGUAAACAGAGACUUGGCCCGUCGGGUUCGGAAUGUAAAUGGUUUGACUCACCACAAACCGGUUGUUCGCAAUGACAUCAAACUGUCUGCACGGCUUGUGCACACACUGGACCACCGGGGGAAGCUGUGGGGAGGGGAGAUGCCGGAGUCCAACCCUGUCCUGAAGAACAUCACAGACUACCUCAUCGAGGAAGUCAGUGCGGAGGAGGAGGAGCUAACUGGUGUCACUGGUACCAACGACUCCUCUGACAACAAAGACCCAGCCUCCUCUGAGGUCACCGUGGAAACUGACGACAAGCUGCUGAAGGUUCUGGACAGACUGUUGUUGUACCUGCGUCUGGUUCAUUCAGUAGACUACUAUAACUUCUGUGAGUAUCCAGCUGAAGAUGAGAUGCCUCAUCGCUGUGGGCUGAUUCAUGUACGGGGACCACUACCAGUCAGCAAGAUCUCUGCUGCCGAGGUGUCAGAACAUCAGAGAAUGUGUGAGGAGCGUCUGGCUCAUCUGCUCUCUUCCUCUGAGAACGUCUCUGAAGAGGAAGCAGUCAGACUGGGCAAGAAGGAUGCUGACCAGGAGGUAGAGAAGUUUCUGACAGCCAACACACAGGAACUUGGAAAAGACAAAUGGCUGUGUCCUCUGAGUGGGAAGAAGUUUAAGGCUCCAGAGUUUGUAAGGAAACAUAUCCUGAACAAACAUGCUGAGAAAGUGACCGCUGUGAGGAAGGAAGUAGAAUUCUUCAAUAACUUCCUGUUAGACACCAAGAGACCUGCCCUCCCUGAGAGCAAGCCCCUCCCACCACCCACGCAGGGACCUCCCCCUGGUAUGCAGGGAUACCCUGGUCAGUCACCCCAGCAGCAAAGCCUUCUGGGAUAUCCCCCAGGAGUUAGACCCCCCAUGCCUGGCUUCCCAGGGGGCGGUCCACCUUACCCUCCGAACCAGUUUGGUGCAGGACGUGGUAACUAUGACAACUUCAGAGGUCAUGUGGCUGGAGUUUACCCUGGUAAACAACGAAACAACAGGGGCGUGCGAGGAGACCCAAGGUCCAUCAUUGAAUACCGAGACCUGGACGCUCCAGACGACCUGGACUUCUUUUAGAGCUAAACCACAACACGUUUUUUACUCAUUUUUUAGAUCUGUCUCUCCUGCCCCGCCUGUCAGCUUCCCCUCACAUGCUUCCUGUUGUAGGUUAGGCUCCACACUGCCAGCUCUGCGCGUGUGUGCGUGUGUGUGUGUGUGUGUGUGUGUGUGCGUGUGUGUGAUCAGUGUCUGCCAUCAGUACCAGAGUUACAUCAGCCACUGAUGAUGACAAUGAUGGGUGAUUAUUUUGGUGAUGAAGAUGGGCUAUGUUCCAAGGUCCAAUAAGGAGCUGUACCACAAACCGAUCACCGCGAUUCGCACACACACAUCAUAAACACACACACACACAUGAUAAGCACACACUCGGCAGAUGAGCUGGUAGGUGCUGUUGUGUUGUAAACUUCUGGUACACAAUAAAAGGUUUUCCACUGCA